AUGGUCAGCAAAGCCGAUAAUGAUGCGCUCGAGUCGCAAUUCGAGUCGCAAUUCCAAAAGCCCGGUGAUCUGGUGGAGCGUGAUGAUGACACAGGACUCAUGGAAGUUGAGUCUCUUUGCAUGAACUGUCAUGAGCAAGGAACCACUCGCCUCCUCCUCCUUCGUGUCCCCUACUUCCGCGACAUUAUCCUGGAGAGCUUUGAGUGCCCUCACUGUCACUUCAAGGACAACUCCGUCAAGUCAGCUGGCCAAAUCCAGGAGCGCGGCGCGAAGUAUACUCUGAACGUUGAAAAUGAGCAAGACAUGGCCCGCCAAGUCAUUCGCAGUGAUCUUUCAAUCUUCAAGCUUGAGGACCUCGGCAUCGAGAUGCCCCGCGGCGAAUCACAGCUUACCAACGUUGAAGGAGUCGUUCAACACAUCCACGAGCAUCUUUCGGGAGAACAAGACCUUCGCAAAGAACAAGCCCCCGAGCUCCACGAUGCGCUCGUUCCGAUCAUCGCCAGUUUGAAGAAGAUCCUCGACCGCGACGGCGCUUUCCCCUUCACAAUUUCCCUGGAUGACCCCACUGGAAACUCGUGGAUCGCACCUAACACAACCGACCGUGGCAGCAAGUACACACGUCGUGAAUACCCUCGAACUCACGAGCAAAACGAGGAGCUCGGAAUUGCGGCGGACACACAGGCGGUCGAAGCUGAGAAGUCGCAGAUGGACUUCGGUAACCCCGAGGACCUUGACAUCGUCGACGGCCAGGUCUACACCAUUCCUGCUGAAUGCCCAGGAUGCAGCAAGGCCUGCAAGGUCAACAUCAAGAAGCUCAACAUCCCCUAUUUCAAGGAGGUCUUCAUUUGGGGUACAAACUGUGACGGCAUUGAUGAGGCCGAGUCUUUCGGCCAGGUUCCUCACGAUGGCUGUGGUUACCGUAGCAGUGAAGUCCGCACCGGUGGUGCUGUUCCCGAGAAGGGAAAGACCAUUACUCUUCGUGUCGAGAACAACCUCGAUAUGUCCCGCGACAUCUUGAAGUCUGACACAUGUCAACUUCAGAGUGAUGAUCUGGAUCUUUCCGUUGAGCCAGGUACUCUGGGUGGAAGAUUCACUACUGUCGAGGGAUUGCUGGUUGAAAUCCGCGACCAAUUGAAGGGAACUAUCUUCUCUGGUGUCGAUGAGACCACUGGAGGUGAUGGCAUGGCUUCUUCCGACAAGGAGACAUGGGAACGCUUCUUUAACCGCCUCGACCAAGCCAUUGCCGGUGAGCUUAAGUUCACCAUCACCCUGAAGGACCCCAUGGCGAACUCCUACGUGCAAGAUCUCUGCACCCCCGAAGUCGACCCUCAGAUUACCAGCGAGGAAUACACUCGAACUGAGGAAGAGGAGGAUGACCUUGGUUUCAAGGACAUGAAGACCGAGGGCUACGAGCAGGACGCCCAGACCAACGGCGAUGCCAAGGAGUAA
Molecule: messenger RNA, 1449 nt
Organism: Penicillium salamii
Lineage: Eukaryota; Fungi; Ascomycota; Eurotiomycetes; Eurotiales; Aspergillaceae
Source: the annotation of a GenBank genome assembly